Molecule: messenger RNA, 940 nt
Organism: Sphaeroforma arctica JP610
Lineage: Eukaryota; Ichthyosporea; Ichthyophonida
Exons: 6
Coding region: 1-582 (193 amino acids)
Source: RefSeq, a predicted model, not a curated record
AUGAAAUCAGGGUUGUUCCAUGUGUUAUCUUAUUUUGACAAAUACUUAUUUGUGCAAUAUUACAGCAAUAAAAAACGCAGUGGCAGCGAUCCCGCGACCCCGGAUCUUCGUUCACCAUCGCACAAUCAGGGAUCGCAUUCCCCGGUGGGUAGGCAACGUAGUCUGGAAAAUUGGCAGGGUAUUUCGCCAGAGGAAGCUCUAUCUCAUGUAGUGCUAGCGGCGCGCCAAUAUAUCCAGAAAGACCUGGAGAAAUGUAAAACACUCAAAGUACACCUGUUUUAUGCAGAAUCUGAAGUUUGGGUUGAUGUCGAUUUGAGUUCAACAAAUCCUGAUCAAUUUGACCUGGGUAUUAUUGAUGACAAAGUCUUAUACAUGAAGUUGGCCAGGAUACACAAGGAAACCACCAAAGCGUGUAAGCGACUGGCAGUGGUUGUCCAGCGUGUUCAAUCGCAAAACAAGAAAACUCUCAGCGGUAUGCCGAUGAUGUCCUUCAUAUCGGAAAACAGCAUAGUUGGUGCAAAGCAUACCUUUUUAGUCUAUGGAUUUCAAAUAAAGGUGGAAGUCGGGGUGUUGAACGGCUGACGUCGAUCCUAUACCAUACAAAAUUGGGUACCGUCCCUCUGCUGAGCCCCUAGCUAUUCGCAUCUGGCUUGCUUGUGCGACCCCAGCUCAUAGUGUUGUAUAUCGUCUAGUCUAUACAAUGGUGCUGUCAGGCAAUAGUGCGAUUUCGACAUAACGAGAAUUAACGUCAAUACCACAUACUAAAGGAACGGAUAUUCUAUUGUACUAGGGAAAUAGUACACCCUGUGCCCUCACCUCUGCUGCAAGCACUAUUAAGAUAUUAACGGACGGUCUCGCGAUAUCGUCGUGUUCGAACUAGCACGUCCUCACUAUUAUAAUUGUAUAAUAAACAAAGCAACAUGAAUAAAAAAUGAACCCG